Molecule: messenger RNA, 5471 nt
Organism: Phyllopteryx taeniolatus (common seadragon)
Lineage: Eukaryota; Metazoa; Chordata; Actinopteri; Syngnathiformes; Syngnathidae
Gene: kdm6a
Product: lysine (K)-specific demethylase 6A
Exons: 30
Coding region: 396-4706 (1436 amino acids)
Biological process (GO): regulation of gene expression; heart development
Cellular component (GO): MLL3/4 complex
Molecular function (GO): RNA polymerase II cis-regulatory region sequence-specific DNA binding; histone H3K27me2/H3K27me3 demethylase activity; chromatin DNA binding
Source: RefSeq, a predicted model, not a curated record
CAGUCACGUGACGGCGCACGCCCGCAGCUGAUUGGGCGAGGUGCGCGGAGGGCGUGCCGACAGUGGCGGCGUGCGUGCGUGCGUUUGCCACUGUGACACAAUUACAACAACUUUGAGCCGAUGCUUGGGCAACUUUGCGAUAUUAUCAAAUUACAGCCAGUCGUAAAAAAAAAAAAAAAAAAAAAGUCAACGUUGCAUCCACUCCAUGCACACACCAGUGCCGGGAAUCACGCUGUUAAUAUGAGGCGGCUGGAAGCUAACUGGAAGGGCUCGUUUCCUUGAGGAUUUGGAAAGAAAAAUACGCUACGCCCCGCGCGACUUGCUGCGAAGAAGGUGUGCAGCUCUUCCGUUGCUCGUCUGCUCUCGCCUCCCGUUGCUGUUUCAACUUGUCCACCAUGAAAUCGAGCGGAGUGUCGCUCGUCACCACCGCCGCCUCCUCCUCUUCGGCUGCUGCGCGGAGUCUGAGCGCCGCCGCUAAUGACGAGGAGAAAAUGGCGUCGGCAAAAGCGAGUGAAACCGAAGAGGACUUUCCGACGCUUACGACGCAAGAGAGAGCGAGUCUGCUCGGAAUUGACAGCUCACUGUUUGGAUUUCAUAGGCUUCAAGAAGAUGGCGCCAGAACGAAGGCCUUACUGUUCAAGGCUGUGAGCUGCUAUAACGCCCUCGUCCUGAAAGCAGAAGGGAAAGUAGAUCCUGAUAUUUUCUGUCAGCUCGGCCAUUUCCACCUCCUGUUGGAGGAUUAUCCAAAAGCAUUAUCUGCGUACCAGAGGUACUUCAGUUUACAGCCGGACUACUGGAAGAAUGCUGCCUUUUUAUAUGGGCUCGGCUUGGUCUACUUCCACUACAAUGCCUUUCAGUGGGCGACCAAGGCAUUUCAGGAGGUGCUCUACAUUGACCCCAGUUUCUCCCGAGCUAAGGAGAUUCACCUGCGACUGGGACUCAUGUUUAAAGUCAACACAGACCACGAGUCCAGCUUAAAGCAUUUUCAGCUGGCUUUGAUCGACUCAAACCUCUGCACUUUGUCCAAAACUGAAAUUCAGUUCCAUAUUGCUCAUUUGUAUGAGAUCCAGAAGAAGUACCGAGCAGCGAAAGAAGCUUACGAGAGUCUGUUGCAGACAGAGAGUCUUCCUGCUCAGUUGAAGGCGACCACACUGCAACAGCUUGGCUGGAUGCAUCACACUGUGGAGCACUUAGGGGAUAAAGGCACCAAGGAUAGCUAUGCCAUCCAAUGUCUGCAGAAGUCACUAGAAGCAGACCCAAACUCUGGCCAGUCCUGGUACUUUCUUGGCAGGUGCUACUCCAGUAUCGGCAAGGUGCAGGAUGCGUUCAUCUCCUACCGUCAAUCCAUCGAUAAGUCUGAGGCCAGCGCUGACACCUGGUGCUCCAUAGGCGUGCUCUACCAGCAGCAGAACCAGCCUAUGGACGCGCUGCAGGCCUACAUCUGCGCUGUACAGCUGGACCACAACCACGCCGCCGCCUGGAUGGACCUGGGCACGCUGUACGAGAGCUGCGGGCAGCCGCACGACGCCAUCAAGUGCUACGUCAACGCCACACGCAGCAAAGCCUGCGUCAACACUGCCGUGCUGGGUCAACGCAUCAAGUUGCUGCAGGCUCAGUUGUGUAACCUACAGCCAGGUAGUCUGCAAAAUAAGAGUAAAAUGCUCCCUAGUAUUGAGGAGGCGUGGAGCCUGCCCAUCCCCGCCGAGCUCACGUCCAGGCAGGGGGCCUUGAACGCUGCACAGGCACAGCAGGCUUGCAAGGAGGAGGGAGUCCAAAGCACCAGCAAUCACAGCGACCUUCAGGCCAGUCCUGCCAAAAAGAAACGCACUGCCAGCCCAGCCAAAAGUGUUGCGGACUCGUGUGCAGACGGCGCCAAUCAACAGCCGCUUCCCAGCUGGUACCUUACACCACAGAAGCUCCAGCUUCUGGAACACUUGCGAACCAAUAGAGCCAUCCUCAAGCCCCUCCAGGUGCAGAUGCUGGAUCAGCUGGAGAGCCAGUUCUCACUCAUGCAGCAGCAUCAGCAGCAGGUGAGGCAUCAGGCGAUGUCGGGCGCCCAACCGCGGGCCAGCCUUGCCAAUGGUCCUCAAGCAGAGUCCCCCAUCUGCCGCGAAGGCCCCCCUCGCUACUCCCCCCUCAAUCACGGAGCCAUCGGACCGCCAUCAGUCACCCGACCCACGGCCAACGGGUCAUGCUCGAGUCCGUCGUUGGGGCCGCUCGACGGCGGGUCCCCCGGUGGGGACCGCCUGGCAUUGCCAGAAGGUGGCGGCGCGAGCGACGGAAACGUGCCUUACGCGCAGCAGAACUGUCUACCUCACAACUGCACAGCCGUCGGUCACCCCGGCAGCGCCAGUCCCGCUCAUGCAGACGAGACGCGGAGGAGUCCACAUAGCGACGCCAACACUCAGGGACUUCACAAAGGUCCAGGUUCACAUUCGGCAGGUCCCAAUGGAGAACCCCCUUUCUCGUCCUCCUCCCCCUCCCCUCAGACCUUAUUCUCUUCCUCGGCUAUUCUCAAUCAGGUGGGACAUUCUUCUGGGCCCUGCACCGUCUCGUCCUCGGCUUCCUCCUUAUCCCCCGCCUCCCCCAGGUCCACGCCCAACCACUUGUCCUCGCCUACCCACUGCGCCACUACCUCAGGGCUCCACACCAAAGACAAUGCGCCUUCCGGGGGUUGCGCGGGAGCAGCUGCCACUCUGCCGUCAGGUCCCGACGCCGCCGCCGCUGCAGGGAUUACCCCAAAUCUCUGCACCACACCCACGCAGGGAUCGACUAAUCACAUCCGGCUGCGGGCGAAGGACGGACCUGGCUCUCCGGUCGCCGGUGCGCCCACUUUAGACAAUCGUCCACUCUCAGCCUUGCUAAAGGGAAAAGCCAACACCACCACGAAUGAUGAUAAUAAUAACUGUAGUAACCACGGAGGGCCUUUCUCAGAGAAAAUCAACAAUGUCCACGCGGGUGUCGCCAAAGCUGUGUCGGAGCACUCCUCGGCAUCCUCGCCACUGUCCGCCGCUGCCGCGCACGCUCCCAGUAGCCUCUCCUGCCUUAACAGCCAGACCGACAGUCAGGGGCCCGCAGUGAAUGGGAAGGAAGACUCUCUGAGCCCGCAAAAGGUGGCGACUCGGGAAGGGGCCCUGCACAAACACUCAGCCCCCGCCACCCUGGCUCCCUGGUCUUCGGUUUCCAUCUACCCCAGCUCCAGCGAGGUGCUCAAAGCGUGCAGAAACUUGGGCAAGAACGGUCUGUCGGCAAGCAGCAUCUUUCUGGACAAGUGCCCGCCGCCACGACCCCCGAGCACACCCUCCCCUCCCCUGCCAAAGGACAAGCUCAACCCGCCGACGCCAAGCAUUUAUUUGGAAAACAAGAGGGACGCCUUCUACCCUCCCCUACAUCAGUUCUGCACCAACCCUGCCAACCCUGUCACCGUCAUCAGGGGCCUGGCAGGAGCCCUCAAACUAGACCUGGGCCUCUUCUCCACCAAGACGCUGGUGGAGGCCAAUCCCGACCAUCUGGUGGAAGUGCGCACCCAGUUGGCCCAGCCCACCGACGAGAACUGGGACCCCAGCGGCAGCCACAAGAUGUGGCGCUGUGAGAGCAGCCGCUCGCACACUACCAUCGUCAAGUUCGCCCAGUAUCAGGCCUCGUCCUUCCAGGAGUCUCUUCGGGAGGAGAACGAGAAGAAGAAGGAGAUGGAAGCAGAGGUAGCUUCAUCUGACAGUAGGCGGAGGAAAUGUCCUUUCAAGCACAUCAAGUUUGGCACCAACAUUGACCUCUCUGAUGAAAAGAAGUGGAAGCAGCAGCUCCAGGAGCUGACCAAGCUGCCGGCUUUCGCCCGGGUCGUCUCGGCCGGCAACCUGCUCAGCCACGUGGGACACACCAUCCUGGGCAUGAACACGGUGCAGCUCUACAUGAAGGUUCCCGGGAGCAGGACACCAGGUCACCAGGAGAACAAUAACUUUUGUUCGGUGAACAUCAACAUUGGUCCUGGCGACUGCGAAUGGUUUGCUGUGCCUGAACCAUACUGGGGUGUCAUCAACAGCUUCUGCGAAAAGAACAACAUCAACUUCCUGAUGGGCUCCUGGUGGCCGAACCUGGAAGACCUGUACGAGACCAACGUGCCUGUUUACCGCUUCAUCCAGCGCCCCGGGGAUCUGGUGUGGCUCAACACGGGUGCCAUCCACUGGGUGCAGGCUAUCGGCUGGUGUAACAACAUCGCGUGGAAUGUCGGACCCCUCACGGCCCAUCAAUACAAGCUGGCAGUAGAGCGCUACGAGUGGAACAAACUGCAGAGCGUCAAGUCCAUUGUUCCCAUGAUCCACCUCUCCUGGAACCUGGCCAGGAACAUCAAAGUGUCUGACCAAAAGCUCUUUGAGAUGAUCAAGUAUUGCUUGCUGCGGACUCUGAAGCAGUGUCAGAUGCAGCGGGAGCUUCUGUUGGCUGCCGGGAAGGAGUUAGUGUGGCACGGACGCACCCACAACGAGCCUGCGCACUACUGCAGCAUUUGUGAGGUGGAGGUGUACGACCUGCUCUUCGUGACCACCGAGAGCAACAGCAGGAAGACCUACGUGGUGCACUGCCAGGACUGCGCCCGCAGGGGGAGCCCCAAUCUGGACAACUUUGUGGUGCUGGAGCAGUACAAGGUUGAAGAGCUCAUGCAGGUCUACGACCACUUCACUCUGGCGAGUCCCUUGCCUUCCUCGUCUUGAUGAUGAUGAUGCCAUUUUCCAACCGCAACGGACUCUCCGCUUUUCAUCUUGUCGUCAUGUAGGAAGUAAGCCGUCAGUCCUCUUGAAGCGCGCUCGGUAGCGUUCCAUCAAGGCAGCUAGCCGUGCGUAAGCUGCGUGUCUAUGCAACUGGCCUCCCCCUGGCGGACCGGAGGGGGAAGGCAGCUCCUCCGACGGACCGUCCCCCCCCCCCCCCCCCCACCGGACUCCAACGUGACGCCACGAAAUCGAAGCGUUGUACAUAUGAUACGAAUCUUUCAAAUCAGCUGACUACUGACGCUUCUUUUUGGGUUCCGUUUGCCAUCACCUCGCUGGUCUUUUCUACGUUCGCUAAAACAAAGGAGCCUGUUUUUAAUGUGAACAGUUGAGUGAUGCAGCCUUUACAACAUUUCCCUUUUUUUCAUAGCUCAUUUUGCUGGAACAAUGUUGAUCAAUCGUUUGUAGACACGAAGCCACGUCACCGAGAAAACGAGUUGCACAUAGAGUUCAAGGUUUUUUUAAUGAUUUUGAUGUUCAUGUACACUAUUUAUAAAUGCAUAUUUAUUGCUUGGAAAUAUUUGUUGAUUGAUUGCUGUCAUUUUUCUGGUCCAGAAUACUUGCCAUUAAUUUGAAAGGAGCCUUGUGAUUUUUGAGCAGAGCUUCUAUGUUUUGUAUAGAAAUAAAAGUGCUUAGUAAGCAUUGUGCACAGACCCGGUUUGUUGUUUGAAAGGAGGCUUUAUGCGUCAAUAAAUGCAUUGUCUCUAUUUA